CGGGCGGAGUGGAAGUGUAAGUGUGCUAAGCCAAACCCCUGGGUAUCCAGGGCGAUUUAGUUCUCUCACUUUACAGGAAAUGUGGAAUUACUAAAGAAGAAUCUCGGGUCGAGAAGUGGAUCGAUUGUUAAUUGCGUCAGGGAACCUUUUUCUAGAAGCAAGGCGCUGGUAAAGUCUUUGACACCACCUCUUUGGCACGAGGGACUAAUACUAUUUAGGUGUUCGAUAUUUGUUGCCGUGAUAUCUGGGGUCUGCUUAUUGGUAUGGUAUGGGAAGUCAAAAGCCAAGGGCUUCGUUGAAGCCAAGCUUUUGCCUUCUGUCUGUUCCACCCUUAGUGAUUAUAUCCAGCGCGAACUUGACUUUGGAAAGGUUAGAAGGAUUUCUCCUUUAAGCAUAACCUUGGAGUCAUGUUCUUUUGGUCCUCAUUUGGAAGAAUUUUCUUGCGGUGAGGUUCCCACCAUUAAACUUCGCAUUCGACCUUUUUCUAGUUUGAGGAGGGGAAAGAUUGUCAUUGAUGCUGUUCUAUCUGAUCCAUGUCUCUUGGUUGCGCAAAAGAAGGAUUUUACUUGGUUAGGAAUUCCCUCAUCAGAGGGGAGUCUGCAGAGGCGGUCUUCUUCUGAAGAAGGCAUUGACUAUCGGACAAGAACUAGGAGAAUUGCUUGGGAGGAAGCAGCUGCUCGGUGGGCUAGAGAAAGGGAUGAUGCAGCUAGGCAAGCUUCAGAGAUUGGUUAUGUAGUCUCUGAUAAAGGCUCUGGUCCAUCCAAAGAAAGUGCUAAAGAGAUGGAAAGUAAUUUCACAAAAUCCAUGAGUUCUGAGUCCUUUCCGUGCAUGGAGGAGAAGAUGCAUUGGAGUGAUCAUCAUUGUAUGGACACCAGUGUUGAUUAUGAUAUGAGGCAUGCAGAUCUAGAGAAAUCAUUUGGUGUGAAAGUACCUGACUCUGGACUGAACUUCUGGUCUACAUUGAUCAAACGAGUUCGAAAGCACAAGAGGAAAUCCAAUGGUGGUAGUUAUUCUGAAGAUGUUCUUGCUGCUAAGAACAGAAUACUCAAGCGCAGUGCAACAGCAGCAGCUUCUUAUUUCCAGAGACUAUCUCAAAGGACUUCUGAUGAGACCUCACAAUCACUUGCAGGUUAUAAUUUUAUGGAUGUCAAGAGUUCUCUACAGAAAAGUCAGGCGGGUAUUGUCGAUGUCUCUGCGACAAGUGUCAAAGGACAGUUGACAGAUGAUACCCAUAUCGGUGAAUGUCUCAAAACUUCAGAAUUGGAUCAUCUUACAAAGAACAAAGAUGAAAAUAGACCUAAUCGUAGUUUGAAUUUUGUAUACAAUCCAUUUUUCAUGAUAUUUGGUAGAUGGAAUGGAGUGGAAAAACUCAGGCACAGUUCUUCAAGUGUAAAGGUGGCUGAAAAAGUUGAUGCUAAAUACGACAAUACUAGUGUUAAUAUUGUCAAUCAACAUGCUGAUCAUAAUAUUGAGUAUGCAAAGGGUGAUACAACGUAUCAAGAUUCAGCUCUUGGCAAAGCUGACCGCUUGGUUGCAAUGCAACAGCCCUUGCACUCAUGGCAUCUGAAUCUCAAUUUUCCUUCAUCUUAUGGAAAAAUGGCUGACCGGUUCUUCAAUAGCUUUGCUGUUGCCUUGGGGAAGCUGAAGUCAACAGUUGCUCCAAAAGUUGAAGAUGUUGUUGCAGAACUUGUUGAUGGAGCUGAAGUAGCACAAACUGAAGGCAUCAGCAAGAUGCUUCCUGUUACUCUGGACUCAGUUUACUUCAAAGGUGGGACAUUAAUGCUGCUUGCUUACGGAGACAUGGAGCCCAGAGAGAUGGACAACACAGAUGGACAUGUGAAGUUUCAAAAGAAUUAUGGCCUCAUUCAUGUUCAACUGAAUGGUAAUUGUCAGAUGUGGAGAUCAGAUUCAAUGUCUGAAGAUGGUGGUUCACUGUCUGCCAAUGUUUUUGUUGACAUUCUCGAGCAAAAAUGGCAUGCCAAUCUAAAGAUAGCUCACCUUUUUGCUCCACUUUUUGAAAGGAUUUUAGAAAUCCCGAUUACAUGGGCGAAAGGUAGAGCCACUGGUGAGGUUCAUAUGUGCAUGUCCAGAGGAGAGACAUUUCCAAAUAUUUAUGGUCAACUUGAUGUGAUGGGAUUGGCUUUUCAACUAUAUGAUGCUCCAUCAUGGUUUUCUGAUGUUUCGGCAAGUUUAUCUUUGCGCGGUCAAAGAAUAUUCUUACACAAUACAAGUGGAUGGUUUGGCAGCGUUCCCCUGGAAGCUUCUGGAGAUUUUGGCAUUAAUCCUGAUGAAGGAGAAUUUCAUGUAAUGUGCCAGGUUCCUUGUGUCGAAGUGAAUGCCUUGAUGAAAACUUUCAAGAUGAGACCUCUGUUAUUUCCGCUUGCUGGUUCAGUAACUGCAGUAUUCAACUGUCAGGGCCCAUUGGAUGCUCCCGUGUUUGUGGGUAGUGGGAUUGUUUCAAGGAAGAUGGCUAAUUCUGUUUUAGACUAUCCUGCAUCUAUUGCAUAUGAAGCAAUGUUGAAAAAUAAGGAGGCUGGUGCAGUGGCUGCAUUUGAUCGAGUUCCAUUUUCAUAUGUAUCAGCCAAUUUUACUUUCAACACUGAUAAUUGUGUUGCGGACUUAUAUGGUAUCAGAGCUAGUCUUGUUGAUGGUGGUGAAAUCCGUGGGGCUGGGAAUGCAUGGAUUUGUCCAGAGGGGGAGUUGGAUGACUCGGCUAUAGAUGUAAAUUUUUCGGGAAACUUAACUUUUGAUAAGAUCUUGCAACGGUAUAUGCCGGCUUAUCUUCAUUCGGUGCCGCUCAAGUUGGGAGAUUUAAGUGGAGAGACAAAACUUUCUGGGUCACUUUUGAGACCGAGAUUUGAUAUCAAGUGGACGGCACCAAAAGCGGAGGGAUCAUUUAGUGAUGCUCGUGGGGACAUCAUUAUCUCACAUGAGUAUAUAACUGUUAAUUCUUCAUCUGUUGCUUUUGAGUUGUACUCAAAAGUUCAAACAUCAUAUCCCGAUGAAUACUGGCUUGAGAAAAGGGACGUCAAUCCGAUGAACUCUGUCCCAUUUAUUGUUGAAGGAGUGGACUUGGAUUUACGAAUGCGGGCUUUUGAAUUUUUUAGCUUUGCUUCUUCUUAUUUUUUUGACUCUCCAAGACCUGUGCAUUUAAAAGCAACUGGAAGAAUAAAGUUCCAGGGAAAGGUUACAAAGCCCUUAGGCCAUGCUAAUGGGCACAUGAAUACUGAUGACAGUUUGCAAAGUGUGCACGAAUGUGAAGAGAGCUCAAAGAAUCUUGUGGGCGACGUGGCUAUCUCAGGUCUCAAACUGAACCAAUUGAUGCUGGCGCCUCAGUUGGCAGGGCUCUUGAAAAUUUCACGCGAAUAUAUAAAGUUGGACGCCACAGGAAGACCAGAUGAAAGUCUUGCACUUGAGGUUGUGGGUCCUCUGCAGCCUAGUGAAGAAAAUCUCCAAAAUGGGAAAAUGUGUUCCUUCUCUCUGCAGAAGGGGCAGCUAAGAGCUAAUGCUUGCUUUCGACCUCUACAUACUGCCAACUUGGAGCUACGCCAUUUGCCUCUUGAUGAAUUGGAGCUGGCUUCCCUCAGGGGAGUGAUUCAAAGGGCAGAAAUCCAGCUUAAUCUUCAGAAAAGAAGGGGUCAUGGAGCUUUAUCUGUGCUUCAGCCAAAAUUCAGUGGUGUGCUAGGGGAAGCUCUUGAUGUAGCUGCUAGAUGGAGUGGAGAUGUUAUUACAGUUGAGAAAACCAUUCUAGAACAAAGCAAUAGCCGAUAUGAACUUCAAGGUGAAUAUGUCUUGCCUGGCAGCCGGGAACGAAGCCCUACUGGUAAAGAAACUGGUGGCUUGUUGAAAAGAGCAAUGACAGGGCAUUUGAGUAGUGUUAUAUCUUCUAUGGGAAGAUGGAGAAUGAGACUUGAAGUUCCUCGGGCUGAGGUUGUUGAGAUGCUUCCACUGGCGAGACUUCUUUCUCGAAGCACAGAUCCGGCUUUUCAUUCUAGAUCAAAGGAUUUUUUUAUUCGGAGUUUGCAGUCUGUGGGAUUAUGUACUGAAAGCGUACAAGAACUCCUUGAGGUGAUACGUGGGCACUAUAGUCCAGCAAACGAAGUGAUCCUUGAAGACUUAGCACUUCCUGGGUUGGCUGAACUUAAAGGUCGCUGGCAUGGCUCUCUUGAUGCAAGUGGUGGAGGGAAUGGGGAUACAAUGGCAGAUUUUGACUUCCAUGGAGAGGACUGGGAAUGGGGGACCUACAAAACUCAGCGGGUUCUGGCAGUUGGUGCAUACAGCAAUGAUGAUGGAUUGCGGCUGGACAAUUUUUUUAUCCAAAAGGAUAAUGCCACAAUCCAUGCUGAUGGAACUUUGUUAGGCCAAAAAAAUAACCUGCAUUUUGCUGUUCUAAAUUUUCCUGUCAGUUUAGUCCCUACUGUCAUUCGCGUUGUUGACUCUUUAGCUACUGAUGUCAUUGAUUCUUUGCAUCAAUUACUAGCACCAAUUAAGGGUAUUCUUCACAUGGAGGGAGAUCUUAGGGGUAGUCCGGGUAAACCAGAAUGCGAUGUCCAAGUGAGGCUUUUGGAUGGUGCUAUUGAAGGCAUUGAUCUAGGACGUGCUGAGAUUGUUGCAUCCUUGACCUCUUCCAGCCGUUUUCUGUUCAAUGCGAAAUUUGAACCGGCGAUCCAAAAUGGUCAUGUGCACAUUCAAGGCAGUGUUCCUGUUACGUUUGUCCAAAAUAAUCUCCUUGAGGAGCAAAACAUUGAUAGAGACAAAACUGAAGCUUCUUGGGUCUCUGGCUGGACGAAGGAAAGUGGUCGAGCAUCUCUGGAUGAUACUGGUGAAAAGAAAGCCUCUAGAGGUAGAAGUGAAGAUGGGUGGGAUACCCAAUUAGCUGAAAGCCUCAGAGGUUUAAACUGGAAUAUCCUAGAUGUUGGGGAAGUAAGGAUUGAUGCUGACAUAAAAGAUGGGGGCAUGAUGUUGUUGACAGCUCUAUCUCCACAUGCCAAUUGGCUUCAUGGCAAUGCAGAUGUAGUGCUUCAGGUCAGAGGUACAGUCGAACAACCCCUGCUUGAUGGAUCUGCAUCUUUUCAUCGGGCUUCUGUCUCUUCACCUGUGCUCCGUAAACCACUCACAAAUCUUGGUGGCACGCUUCAUGUGAAAUCAAAUAGGUUAUGUAUUGGUUUGUUAGAGAGCAAAGUAAGCAGGAGAGGUAAAUUGUUCAUAAAGGGAAAUUUGCCUUUCAAGACAAGUGAAGCAUCUCUUGGUGAUCAAAUCGACUUGAAGUGUGAAAUAUUAGAAGUACGGGCCAAGAAUAUUUUAAGUGGUCAGGUUGACACACAGAUGCAAAUAACUGGUUCCAUUUUGCAACCAAACAUUUCUGGGAAAAUUAAAUUGAGUCACGGAGAAGCAUACUUACCUCAUGAUAGGGGCAGUGGAGCCGCACCUUUUGAUAGAUUGGCCUCAAAGCAGUCCCGGCUCUCUGUUGCUGGUGUGAAUCGUGCAUUUGCUUCAAGAUACGUUUCCCGGUUUUUUAAUGCAGAGCCUGCUGCUUUGCGAAUUGGAUUCUCUCCACGUUCAGUAAAAUCAGCUGAAGUUAAGAAGGAAGCGGAUCGAGUAAACAUUGCACCAAAAGUAGAUGUACACCUCAGUGAUUUGAAGCUCGAACUGGGGCCAGAGCUGAGAAUUUUGUAUCCUUUGAUUCUCAAUUUUGCUGUCAGUGGGGAGCUGGAGCUUAAUGGCCUUGCUCAUCCCAAGUUGAUAAAACCCAAAGGCAUCCUGACAUUUGAAAAUGGGGAUGUGAAUCUUGUUGCAACUCAGGUGAGGCUGAAGAAAGAGCAUUUAAACAUAGCCAAGUUUGAGCCUGAGCAUGGACUAGAUCCAAUGCUAGACUUGGCUUUGGUUGGAUCAGAGUGGCAAUUUAGGAUCCUAAGUCGAGCAAGUAAUUGGCAGGAUAAUUUGAUUGUGACCACCCGCUCUGUGGAGCAGGAUGGCCUCUCACCUACUGAGGCAGCUAGAGUCUUCGAGAGUCAAUUGGCAGAGUCUAUCUUGGAAGGUGAUGGUCAGCUUGCAUUUAAAAAGCUUGCAACUGCAACUCUUGAAACACUAAUGCCAAGAAUAGAGGGAAAGGGAGCGUUUGGCCAGGCUAGGUGGAGAAUGGUCUAUGCACCACAGAUCCCGAGUCUGCUCUCUCUUGAUCCUACAGUUGAUCCUUUCAAAUCUCUAGCCCAUAAUCUUGCAUCAGGAGCAGAAGUUGAAGUUCAGCUUGGUAGACACCUUCAGGCCUCUGUCGCGAGGCAGUUGAAGGAUCCGGAGAAGGCGAUGCAAUGGACCUUGAUUUACCAGCUCACCAGCCGCCUGCGGGUGCUUCUGCAAUCAGCUCCUACCCAAUGCCUGCUCUUUGAAUAUUCUGCCACCUCCCAGGAUUAGACCGUCAUGCGUCUGCGGACUCAACCCAGAGGUGGUUAAGCUUCUUGCCGGUGAUGUGCACUUUACGGUUCUUUGCCCCUUGGCUUGGGGAUUGUGAUAUUAGGUGCUGUAUAUAUGUUUAGUCAUUCUUUCGCUCGGAAAUCAUCGAGCCCACAUGUUCUUCUUUUUGCCUUGUAAUGUACAGUAGCAGAAUGCUGGCGACCCGUUACAUAGCUUCGUCAUUCAUUAUCACGUUCUAAUCGAAGAAGGGGGAAAGAUCAAAUUGAGUUCCCCGUUGAGUGCUUUCGCACUCAAAUUAGUU
Molecule: messenger RNA, 6712 nt
Organism: Eucalyptus grandis
Lineage: Eukaryota; Viridiplantae; Streptophyta; Magnoliopsida; Myrtales; Myrtaceae
Product: protein TIC236, chloroplastic
Biological process (GO): protein secretion
Cellular component (GO): plasma membrane
Source: RefSeq, a predicted model, not a curated record